Phragmites australis (common reed) is the source of this 935-nucleotide messenger RNA. Its product is annotated as V-type proton ATPase 16 kDa proteolipid subunit-like. The record is from RefSeq and is a predicted model, not a curated record. NCBI's taxonomy places the organism in Eukaryota, Viridiplantae, Streptophyta, Magnoliopsida, Poales, Poaceae. Gene Ontology annotation, molecular function: proton-transporting ATPase activity, rotational mechanism. The transcript is spliced from 3 exons. Gene Ontology annotation, biological process: proton transmembrane transport. Bases 132 to 629 code for a protein of 165 amino acids. Gene Ontology annotation, cellular component: proton-transporting V-type ATPase, V0 domain.
ACAAAAAGAACCAAGACUCAACUCGAGAGAGAUCGCAUCUACCCACCUUCCAUUCUUCCUCGCCUCAGCGACGCGGCAACCCCGAGACCGAGCAAGCUAGACAGGGAGACCGAGCUCAGAGGAAGAGCAAGAUGUCGUCGGUGUUCAGCGGCGAUGAGACGGCCCCCUUCUUCGGCUUCCUCGGCGCCGCUGCUGCCCUCGUCUUCUCAUGCAUGGGGGCGGCCUACGGGACAGCGAAGAGCGGUGUGGGCGUGGCGUCGAUGGGUGUGAUGCGGCCCGAGCUCGUCAUGAAGUCCAUCGUGCCCGUCGUCAUGGCUGGUGUGCUCGGUAUCUACGGCCUCAUCAUCGCCGUCAUCAUCAGCACCGGGAUCAACCCCAAGGCCAAGCCGUACUACCUCUUCGACGGGUACGCGCACCUCUCGUCGGGGCUCGCCUGUGGCCUUGCUGGGCUCGCCGCUGGGAUGGCCAUCGGCAUCGUCGGUGAUGCUGGAGUCAGGGCAAAUGCGCAACAGCCAAAAUUAUUCGUGGGCAUGAUCCUCAUCCUCAUUUUCGCUGAAGCGCUUGCUCUCUAUGGUCUCAUCGUGGGCAUCAUCCUCUCCUCGCGUGCUGGCCAAUCCCGUGCUGAUUAGGCACGUGCAUUCUACAAUCACUGCACUGUUUAUUAUGUUAUUUUGAGGGAAGCUGAAACUCAGGGGUUUUUGUCUAGUCUAUUCUUGUGACCAUGUAUUAAGGAAACAUUUAUAGCUGAAGGCACUUCCAGGCAUGUUCGUUUUGGUGGUUGCUGUUUACUGUCAAGCAGAGGUUAUGUUUUUUGGGUUAAGGCUGGCUGGAUGCUCCUGGACAAAGUGGCUUUAAUCUUAUUCUUGGUGAAUAAAAAACACAGAAUUGUAGCCAAAUAAUAAUGUGAUAUACAUAUAUCUUCAAUGUGUUCUCUA